AUGGAAGCGGACGGGGGAUCCUCCGGGCUGGCCAAAUCGGCCGCUGUCAAACUGUCCGAGAUGGGCCAAAGAACAAAACAGUUUGGCACCGCGAUGAAGGAUCCUCACCAGCAAAGACGCAUCAUGUUAGUGAUAGUCUGUGUGGCUCUUUUGCUGGACAACAUGCUCUACAUGGUAAUCGUGCCAAUUAUUCCAGAUUACCUCGCUGAUCUAGAGAUUGAGCAGUCCGAGCACAUUCACAUAGCCAUGCAUCUUAAUUCCUCCGUCAACAGCACAAGUCAAGAUAAAAGCAACAAGGACAAUUUAGAUGUCCAAAUAGGAGUACUUUUUGCGUCUAAGGCUAUUUUGCAGCUUCUAGUCAACCCCCUGUCAGGGACUUUCAUAGAUCGCGUUGGAUAUGACAUCCCUCUGUUAAUUGGACUGACUGUUAUGUUCGUGUCCACUUGCAUAUUUGCUUUUGCGGAGAACUACUCCACGCUUUUCGUGGCCAGAAGCUUGCAGGGUCUGGGAUCGGCUUUCGCAGACACAUCUGGGAUCGCAAUGAUCGCCGACAAAUACACCGAAGAGUCGGAGAGAAGCAAAGCGCUCGGCGUUGCACUGGCGUUCAUCUCCUUCGGAAGUCUGGUGGCGCCUCCUUUCGGGGGGGUCCUGUACGAGUUUGCGGGCAAAAGGGUCCCGUUUCUUGUGCUCGCCUCGGUUUGCCUUGCGGAUGGCGUGCUGCUGCUGACCGUGAUCAAGCCGUUCUCCAACAGGACUAGAGAGAACAUGCCAGUGGGCACCCCCAUAUACAGACUCAUGAUUGAUCCGUACAUAGCGGUGGUGGCAGGGGCACUGACAGUGUGCAACAUCCCCUUGGCCUUUCUGGAGCCCACCAUAGCCAACUGGAUGGAGACCACCAUGCACUCGUCAAAGUGGGAGAUGGGGCUGACCUGGCUCCCAGCCUUCUUUCCACAUGUCCUAGGUGUAUACAUAACAGUCAAACUAGCUGCUCAGCAUCCAAAUCUGCAGUGGUUCUACGGAGCUGUGGGUAUGGUGAUAAUAGGAGCAAGCUCCUGCACUGUGCCAGCAUGCAAAACAUUCGGCCAGCUCAUUGCCCCACUGUGUGGCAUAUGUUUUGGCAUCGCCCUGGUAGACACAGCCCUGCUGCCUACGCUUGCCUUUUUGGUAGACGUGCGCCAUGUCUCUGUGUACGGUAGUGUCUAUGCUAUAGCUGAUAUCUCCUAUUCGGUUGCAUAUGCUAUGGGUCCUAUCGUGGCGGGUCAGAUAGUGCACAACCUGGGCUUUGUGCAGCUUAAUUUGGGUAUGGGUCUCGUCAAUGUGCUUUACGCACCUGCCCUGCUGCUGCUGCGCAACGUGUGCCAAAUGAAACCGUCCCACUCAGAGCGAGAUAACCUGCUGGAGGAAGCGCCACAAGGGCUGUAUGACACCAUCAGGAUGGAGGAGCGGAAGGGUAAAAAGAAGGGCUAUAGUUCGGCUGAAAAUUGCCUGCCUGUGGACGAAAAUGGGUUCGACCCCUUCAGAGGUCAGCGGUCACUUUCGGAGGAGUCGUCCGGCCCCGAGUACACUUAG
Messenger RNA from Lampris incognitus (smalleye Pacific opah), 1569 nucleotides. It is a transcript of the gene slc18a3b, whose product is annotated as solute carrier family 18 member 3b. Gene Ontology annotation, biological process: chemical synaptic transmission; xenobiotic transport; transmembrane transport. Gene Ontology annotation, cellular component: membrane; AP-1 adaptor complex; terminal bouton. Gene Ontology annotation, molecular function: acetylcholine transmembrane transporter activity; xenobiotic transmembrane transporter activity. The record is from RefSeq and is a predicted model, not a curated record. Lineage: Eukaryota; Metazoa; Chordata; Actinopteri; Lampriformes; Lampridae. The transcript has a single exon. The coding region runs from base 1 to 1569 and encodes 522 amino acids.